This is a messenger RNA of Gopherus evgoodei (Goodes thornscrub tortoise), 3220 nucleotides long. It is a transcript of the gene DQX1, whose product is annotated as DEAQ-box RNA dependent ATPase 1. Bases 612 to 2864 code for a protein of 750 amino acids. Lineage: Eukaryota; Metazoa; Chordata; Testudines; Testudinidae. The record is from RefSeq and is a predicted model, not a curated record. Gene Ontology annotation, cellular component: spliceosomal complex; intracellular anatomical structure. Gene Ontology annotation, molecular function: RNA binding. The transcript is spliced from 12 exons.
GGGCGGUUCGUGACACGCCCGGCGCUCCCGGCUGCUCUUCCCGGAGACCUGGGGAGUGGCCGCUCUCCCGGCCACGGACCUUGCUCCGGCCGAGAGCCUGCUGGGGGGGGGGCUGGUUCGCAGGUGGUUCCCCCAAUGACUCCCAGUCCGCCGGAUCUUGUGGGGAACAGGGCGCAGGCGAAGGCCCACGCGUCAGUGCGACGGGCCUGGCCGGGGAGCCGGACUGGCUCCGGGACCGCUGGAGUUGUGACCGAAAGGAGGAGUGUGAUCCCAGGAUACGGCAAGGGGUGUAGCAGCAGCAGUGACUCUCCCUCUGGCUGGCCCUGGGGCGGCUGGGAUCCGGUGCCCAGCUCUGGUGCCCACAGUUCAGGCUGCUGAUAAACUGGAGCGGGUCAGAGAAGAGCAGGACUAGAAAACCUGCCUUGUAGGGAGAGCUGGCUCUGAGCAGCAUAACAGAAACGGCUCAGGGUGACUGGAUCCCAGGCUGGAGGGCCCUGUGUGGGGAGCAGAUAUUUAGUGACGGGCUGCGCAGUCCGGCAGGGGAUGGCCAAACACGGGGCAGUGCCUGGCAGUUGAGGUCCCGGCUCCAUCUGCCCCGCAGCCUCACUGCCAUGGAGGCCAGCGAUGGCCUCACGUCCCCGCUGCGACCUAAUGGCCUGCUGGAUGAAGAGGAGGAGGAGGAGGAGGGCGAGGCCUUGGUCCUGGACUGUGAGGGAGACCUGGAGGUGAACCCCUACGAUGGGCUGCCUUUCUCCUCCCGCUACUAUGAGCUGCUGCAGCGGCGACGAGACCUGCCCAUCUGGACCACCAAGUACAGCUUCAUGGAGCACCUGGAGAGCAGCAGCGGCAUCGUCCUGGUGUCUGGGGGGCCCGGGACCGGCAAGAGCACCCAGAUCCCCCAGUGGUGUGCAGAGUACGUCCUCUCCCAGCAGUUCACACAUGGCCUGGUGGCCUGUAGCCAGCCCCACGGCCUGGCCGCCCUCAGCCUCUCGCUGUGCGUGGCUGAUGAGAUGGACCUGAACCUGGGCCACGAGGUUGGCUACUGCGUCCCCCAUGAGGACUGCUGCACCCCGGAGACCCUGCUCAGAUUCUGCUCGGAUGAGAUGCUGCUGCGGGAGAUGAUGUCGGACCCUCUGCUGCGCCAGUACGGGGUCAUUGUGUUGGACGAGGUGCAGGAGCGCACGGUGGCCACAGAUGUGCUGCUCGGGCUGCUGAAGGAUGUGCUGCGCCAGCGCCCUGAGCUCAAGGUGGUGGUGGUGACGGUGCCGGCCCUGGAGGAGCGGCUGCGGGCCUUCUGCGGGGACUCUCCUGUGGUGCGGGUACCAGGACCCAGCCCGCCCGGCCAGCUGGUGUACAGGGAUCCACCGGCUCAGGGCCACGUCUCGGCUGCAUGCCAGGUGGUUUUGGACAUUCACCGGCACCAGGAACCCGGUGACGUGCUGCUCUUCCUGGCCAGUGAGCAGGAGAUCAGUGAGUGCUGCGAGGCCAUCCGCACCGAGGCUGUGGCCCUGAACCCGGGACUGGGGCCACUGCUGGCCCUACCCCUGCACCCCGGGGUGGGGCGGGCAGCCCAGAAGGUCUAUGAGGUGCCGGAGCAGGGCAGCAGGCCCCAGGGCCGGCGCGUGAUUGUCACCCACUGGCUCGCAGAUUCGUCCUUCUCCCUGGGGACUGUGCGGUACGUCAUCGACACGGGGCUGGAGCUGCGCAGCGUUUACAAUCCCCGGAUCCGUGCAGAGUCCCAGGUGCUGCGGCCCAUCAGCAAGAGCCAGGCGGAGUCACGGAGGCAGCGGGCCGCAGGCAGCCCCCCAGGCACCUGCGUGCGCCUCUACUCCGAAGCCUUCUACGAGCAGUUCCUCCCGGCCGCCCCCGCCCCCCAUGUGAGCGAGGCCAACCUGAGCCGUCUGGUGCUGCUGCUCAAGAGACUCGACAUCGCUGACAUGGGCCAGUGCCACUUCCUUGACCGGCCAGCCCCAGAGUCGCUGAUGCAGGCCCUGGAGGACCUGGAUUACCUGGCCGCGCUGGAUGACGAUGGGAAUCUCUCGGAAGUGGGGAUCAUCAUGUCGGAGUUCCCCCUGGACCCCCAGCUGGCCAAGGCACUCAUUGCCUCAUGCGAGUUCGACUGCGUCGACGAGAUGCUCACCAUGGCCGCCAUGCUGACAGCCUCGCCCUGCUUCGUGACCCCGGUGGCGCGCUCCGAGGAGGCUGCGGCCGUGCGCCGGCGGGCCCUGCUGCACCCUGACGGGGACCACUUCACCCUCAUCAAUGUCUUCAAUGCCUUCCAGCAGCAUGAGCUGGAUGACGGCUGGUGCCGGCAGCACGGGGUGAGCGGCGCGGGGCUGCGGCUGGCGGGCGUCGUGCGGGCCGAGCUGCUGGAGGUGAUGCAGCGAAUCGAGCUGCCCAUCUCUUCCCCGGCCUUCGGCACAGAUGACAACGUGCUCAACCUCAAGAGGGCGCUCAUCUCUGGCUACUUCCUCAAGGUGGCUCGGGACAUCGAUGGCUCUGGGAACUACCUGAUGCUGACACACAAGCAUGUGGCCCACCUGCCCCCCCACUGCUGCUAUGUGGUCCGGAGGCCACUGCCCCGCCCACCCCCCUGGGUCCUGUACCAUGAGUUCACCAUCUCGCAGGACAACUGUCUCAGUGUGGUCUCCGAGAUCCAGCCCCAGAUGCUGGUGGAUCUGGCUCCCCAGUACUACCUGAGUAACCUGCCGCCCAGCGAGAGCCGUGACCUGCUCAUGGAGCUGAGGGAGAAGGUGCUGGGUGCUGCGGAGCCCCUGGGCCGGCUGGAGCCAGCGCUGGAUGGGGCAGGAGCUGGGGCGGGGGAGGGGGAAGACGAGGACAAGGAUGUGUGCACACUCCAGUGAGUGGGAGCGAGGGGCUGCCCAGGCUCCCCUCUUGUGACAAUGGGGGGGUACAGGGAGCCCCAGGAGUGGGCCCCGGGGCCCUUCCCCUUGCCCGUGCUUCUGUCCCUGUGGGAUGCUCUGCCGUGCACUCCAGCCUGCUCCAGAAGGGCUCCUGGACCUCCCAGCUUCCGGUGCCGCCUCUGAGCCGUCUCACCCAGACGCCACCGGCUGCUCUCAGGGCCCCCUUCUGCCUGCUGCUGUGUUACCAGGGGCCUGCUCUGCCGUGGGGCACAGGCUCUCUGCCCCACAUGUGGGCCGGGGAGCAGGGGGAGCCAGCCCAUGGCCUGACUGUAUAAAGCUUUUCUGUGCCCUUUGUU